Messenger RNA from Gambusia affinis (western mosquitofish), 8987 nucleotides. RefSeq names its product microtubule associated tumor suppressor candidate 2a (gene mtus2a). The coding region runs from base 385 to 4704 and encodes 1439 amino acids. NCBI's taxonomy places the organism in Eukaryota, Metazoa, Chordata, Actinopteri, Cyprinodontiformes, Poeciliidae. Gene Ontology annotation, molecular function: microtubule binding. The record is from RefSeq and is a predicted model, not a curated record. Gene Ontology annotation, cellular component: cytoplasm; nucleus. The transcript has 16 exons.
UCCUCCUGCACCGUUCAUGCCAUCCUAAACCUGAGAGAGAGCAGAGGAAGCAGCAUUGCCACGCGGCUUUGUUUCCAGUAGCAGCUCCUGUGUUUUCCGCCAGCCUCCUCCGUGAAUCAGCACCAGAAAACCCUGCAAAUUUAUCAGACUUCUAUCUUCACUUAAACCUAUUAAUAUCAACUGAAAUAACUCAAUCUAAAUGCAAGUUGUGUGGCAACCUGAAAGAAAGAGAGAGACUUCUUGAGAUGAUAACCAACUCCUGGAUAAUUCUGCCAAAUGACUCUAAAAACUCUGAUCCUGAUAAGAAAGAGCAAAAAUUAAAGUAACUCUUAAAACUCUGUAAAUGGCCUCAACCCCUGAACGUGCUUAAUAAAAAAGUCAAAAAUGAGCAUUCCAACUAAUUUUCAUGGAUUGAGGGUCAGUGUUGAAAGAGGAGAGAAGAUUGGAAAUAAAACCCAUUUCACCUCUUCAGGAGAUGACAACGCCAAUCAAAUAACUUCAGCCAUUGACCAAGAAGGAGUGGGUUUGGUUGAAGUUACAGGGUACAACACAAGCUCUAUUCCUCCACUAGUUCGUCAGAGUGACUCUCCAGACAAAAUUGUAAUCUGGGGAUCUGAGCAGCAAUGUAUGGAGCCUGAGCUCAGAGAAUUUGAAAUCCACACAUUCUUAGGAAACCAAAGUCAGGAGGAGCAUAACGAAGAGGAAGAUGAUGGAGAAAGUUUGAGAGAUGGUAAGGAUGAGGGUCCCAUGUCCAUAUCCUCAAGUUCAACGGCCAGUUCUGCUUCAACCGGUGUCAGGAGAAACUACGACCACAACAGGGAAGAGAGCAGAAUACAGAGGAGCAAAGAGAAACGCAUUGCCUGUCACAGUACUGAAGAGCUGGAUACAUAUGUGAGAGGCUCAGGAGAGAAAAGAGACACCAGAACAGGCAGGGAUAGACGGACAGGGGGUCUGAAGGAAUCCAAGUCUGAGACAAAUGUGUUUGUUUCCAGUCUGUCAGCUGUUGCUCUUGGUGGAAGUCUGUCUAGUGCUCUGGAUUCCAGCGGUGAAGCAUCUCUUAUUUCUAUACCCAACCCCAAGACAAACCUUUUUCCCAACACCAACUGUACUACCUCAGCCCAGACCAGCAGAAGGGCAGCUUCCUUAGACACCAAUCAGAACUCCCCACCAUUUCAUCUCCAAGAGAGAUAUGACUGUCAACAAUACUAUGGCCAGGAACAGAGAGUGGAGGAAAGGAGUCAUCAUAGAAAUGGAAGGUCCUCUGAUGGAGCACUGGGCCAAAGGAGAAGGACUGGAUUUGAGGAGAGGGUGCUGCCACCUCGACGCCAACAGCUCGUCAGACCCCUCUGCCAGACAGAAAUGAUAAGAGACAGGAACUUGCCAGAGCCUAAAACUCAGCAAACUGGGACAGUGCUACAUUCCUCCAACAAUGCAUCACCAGAGUCACACAGCAGCAGGUCAAGCAGAAAGCUAACAAAAUCUGCUUUACGGGAACCAUCAGACUUCUCCCACCUUUACAACAUGAGUGCUGUCUCCCAGCUAAGACAGACUAACCAGGCAUCCCAUAGGGAGGUUCCACCCAUGGAAAAACAGACAACUACAACUGCACAACAUCUAUCUGGUCCCUCUAACGCACCCACUCUGGAAAACAAACCUCAGGCUCAGCUCACUUAUCGAAGGAACUGCUCCAGUCCCAACAGGACUGGAGUUGAAUCCAGGUCAUCUACCCCUCCUCAAUCCCCUCUCAGGACACCACAGGGCUCACCACGCAGGCAGCCCUCUAUGUACCUCAUUUCCAGGAAUGUCUCUGGAGCUUCUAGGCACAUCCCAUCAGGAUGCAACCCAGCUGUACCAACCUCAGCUCAGGGCUAUGGCAACAGUUGUUUGAGAGCUCCAGUGAAAACAAACAUAAGCACAAGUGGAAUCCCAAAAGCGCCUCUUAACAUCCAGCAGAGCUCCUCUAACUCUAACCCCAAAGAGAACUCUCCAUCACCUAAACUCAUACCUAAAGGAAUCCGCCCCAAGAUCAUAACGUCUGUUCGAAAGAAUCCUCAGUUUAAACUCCAGGCUGCUGAUGGACCUUAUCAGGUCUCAUCUUUGCCAUCCAGACUCUCAACUUACUCUCACAGCCAACCACCAGCGGCCUUUAAGGAUCCAUCUAAAGACCCGCGUAGAAACCCUGACGCUGAAACCCGAGGAACCCCUGUACUUAGUGCCUCCAACCCACUCUACGAUAAAUAUCGCCAAGAUAUGCAGGUGAACAGUUUCCCACCAGGGCUGCAAAACAGGAGCAUUAGGACUCCUGGAAACACAAACACAGUUCCCCCAGCACAUGCACACAGCCACAAUGCAACCCCGAAACUGAGCGGAAGGGUGGAGAACUACUAUGGGACAUCAUCUGAGGUGGGGCGAUUCAACAGUUUAAAAGGCACCUCCUCUGAAGAUGCAUUGCAGGGCAGGACAGCUACACAGGCUGGGGGAAGUGGAAGUCUCAUUCGUUCUGGCAGAGGCCUCCGUUUGGGUCUUGGAGCCGUCACCAGGACAACUGCGGGUUCCGUCAAGACCCGUGGACCCAGUCAAGGACAGAGGUCGGCAUCGGUCUUCAGCCAGCCAAUCCAAACCGUUAGCCCAGCGAUCAGCCAGAAAAGCCAAGAAAACACAGAUGACCAGGUUUUCAGCCAUCAAGCUCCUGCGGCUCCUCCUGCUUCUACAGCAGCGUCUCAGCCCCCGUCCACAGCCUCCAGAUCUCUGCUUCCCAAAGUCAGUCAGUCUGGGUUGCGGGCUCCAGGUUUCUCCUCCAACCGUCUCCCGGCAAGCCGCCUGGCAGCCUUUGGUUUCGUCAGGAGUUCCAGCGUCUCCUCAGCGUCCUCAGCCCACUCCGCUGACAGCGUGCAGAGUGAUCCCGGCAGGACAGCACACCGUCCGAGUGUGAGUGAGGAUCCUCCGCUCCACAGAGUGACAACGAGCCCUCCAUCAACAGAUCAACAGAGGGAUCCGCCAUGUCGCAGCAGCAGCCUCCAGCCCCCCUCCACCCCAGCGUUACCACGACGCUACCUGCCACCCCAGCCAAGAAGCUCACCUGGAGUUGGCAGAAAGGAGUUUCAGCGGAGUUCAGAGGUCACACGUUCUCUUCCUUCUUCGCCAAAAAGGUUGGCAGUGGUUCCCCCGAAACUCCAGUCCCCAGUCCAGCCUGGGCAGCGACCUGCAGCGGCGGUGCGGGGUUCCACUCCUUCAGGGUCACCUCGGCGUGUGGCUCCCCUGAGGCCGCAGCAGGAACACCAGGAGAACCUGCAGAAAGAGAAAGAAGAGGCUCAGCAGAAAGAGCAAGAAAGGCAAGCUGAUGAAAAGGAAAAGAUGGAACAAAUGGAGGAGGUUCAUAGGCUGCAGAGGUACUGCAGCCAUCAGGAGAAGCAGCUGAAGGCUUUGAGGGAUGAGCUGCAGAAAACUUCUCUAGGUCUUGAUGCUUUUAUCAUCACCACUCAGCAUUAUUGCCUCAAGAACAAAACUGCUGAGGAAGGUCAAAGUGAAUUGUCCCUGGAGUUGAAGAAAGCUCGAGAGGAAAUGACCUCCCACUCGGUGCGCUGGGAGAGACUCCAGCAGGACAAAACAGCGCUGGAGGUGGCGUUUGAGCGUGAGCUGCAGGAGCUCCAAGUGCAGCAGGAGGCAGAGCUGGCUGCGGUGGAAGAAGGCCUCAGGAAGUGUCACGCUGCUGAGGUGGAGCACCUGAAGGCGGAGCAUCGGUUGGAGAUGGAGGAGUUGACGACUCAGCAGCAGGAGCAGAUGGAGGAGGUGACAGUUAACCACCAGGCAGCUAUGCAGGAGCUUAGAGACAUGCAUAAUAUCACCAUGGCAACACUGCAUGAGGAGCAUGCUCGUACCAUGAGAGACUUGAGAAAAGCUCAUGAGCAACAGAAGCUCCUCCUAGAUGAAGAUUUUGAGAAACUCAGGCUAUCUUUACAGGAUCAAGUAGAUACACUCACAUUUCAAAACCAGAGUCUAAAGGACAAGGCCAAACGCUUUGAGGAAGCUUUGAGAAGGAGUACAGAUGAACAAAUCAUUGAUGCUUUAGCUCCGUACCAGCACAUUGAGAAAGAUCUGAAGAGUUUGAAAGAGGUUGUUGAGAUGAAAAAUCAGCAGAUUCACCAGCAGGAGAAGAAGAUCUCAGACCUGGAGAAAGUGCAGGCUCAAAAGAACGUGUUUCUCGAAGAGAAGAUCCAGGUUCUGCAGCAGCAGAAUGAAGAUAUGAAGGCUCGUAUUGACAUGAACCUCGCUACGUCUAGGCAACUGACAGAGGAGAACGCCAACCUGCACGACUCUGUAGAGAAGGAGAGCACUGAGAAGAAGCGCCUGAGCCGCAACAACGAGGAGCUGCUGUGGCUUCUCCAGACCAGCCCCCUCAUAUCCCCGGCCUCUUCCCCGCUCCACCGCUCCUCCUUCUCCACCUCCCCUGUUCCCUCCUCCCCGCUGUUCUCCUCCUCGCCCUUGGCAGGGUGCGACUCGCCCACCCACUGUCACGGCUGUCCCAGGCAAGCUCAGUACUGCUCCCCAUCGCACAGAGCUGCCGUCAAUCAAAACCUCUCUCCCGGACCGGCCACGCCCACUCACAGGGCCGCUUUCAAUCACAACUACUCCUCCGGCCCGAACACGCCCACUCACAGGGCGUCGUCAGGUUGCUGUAACUCAAACACCUCUUUACAGAAUUAAAAGCAGCUUCCAAAUCUCACCCAAUCCCCGUUUUUUCGGCAGCACUGCAAAUCUUUUCUUUGUAGGCAUGAAUGGUGUUACAAAAAAAGUAACUAGAACCAGUUACCAUAAUACUGUACAGACACUGUGAACCACUCUGAUGGUGGUGUUCAUGAUGCAGAGAUUCUAUAGGUUAGAUAUACAAACACAAAAAAUGCUGGCUACCACUGAAUUUACCAGUCAGAGCGUCUGACUGUUCUAUGUGUGUUCAUGUCUUUUUAAUUGCACACUGUAAAUAUUGUUAAAAUUAGAACAGGUGUUGUUGAUAGGUAAACCUCCCCUGCAUGUGUCCUGCAUAGUGCAAAUGUAGAGAUGGAAAUUACGCAUUCAGUUCACCAGAAUAUGAUACUUUGGUGUGGAAAAAUGCAUUCACAUGCACACACACACACACACACACAUGCAUCCUCAGUACAAUAAGCUGUUCUCCAUUAGAAUAAGAUGUGGAAGGAGAGUCAGUUCUCUCCUUUCAUCUGGACUAAACAAAGCGCCUUAAACUUGGUCCUACCACCUCACCAGCAGAGAGUGACCAAUGUUUUAUUUAUAAAGGACUUCGGUUCAAGAAUUGGUUUGUAAAUCGAAGCAAAUUGCCUCCUCGACUUCUAUUUGAGUGUUUCUAAUUAGCUCAGUGCUGAUAGUUCAACCUCCUCGGAGCCAUGUUACCUGCAAAAUACUGAGAACUUUGUGUAUAUUUUACAGCCUUGCCAGGUCUUCCUUUACAAGACAAGCUCCUCUUCACUUCAGGUCCCUCAGGUCAACUUGCAAAAUCUGUGUUUGCUGUUUUCUACGUACUUCAGUAUGAAUGUGCAGUCUGUUGUGUCUCAACAACAGCAAUCACAACACAACACAACAGUUAACGGAGCGCUCGGAGCUAAGGGAAACCUCGCACAGGAUUUAUUGUUUUAAUUGUUGUCUAUUACUUUAUAGUGCAAUGUUUAACUGAUUUAUUUAUUACAUGUCUUUUGCUAAUUAAGCAAGCAUGUACUGUGAAAGUCUUCCAGUUUUAACGUAAAAAUGAUUAUUGCUGUGAUCUAUUUAUUGAUGCUGAAAUGUUUAGAAAAAACACUAAUCAUCAGUGUUUUUUCUACACUGAUGAUUAGAAAAUAUUUGUGUUUGUAAGUUUAAAAAUAUUUGUCAGGGGACAGAAGUGGAAUACAGAUAUACGACCCCAGUAGAGCAGAUAAUCUGGAGAUCCCAACUAUAUUGUACAUUACACUGGUUUGAAUAUGCAAAAGUAUUCACAUCCCUUAAAUAUUUUCACAUUUUAUGGCAUCAAAACCCCAAACUUUUUUGUUUUAUAAGGAUUUUAUGUUAUAGACCAUCACCAAGUAGCCAGGUUUACUCUUAUCCAUAGCAAGUAGUUGUCCAUUUUAUUAAUUUUGAAUAAAACUCCAUGAUAGCUCUAUCUCUGCAAGGAUGCAAUUGUGAACACCCACUUUCAACUCUCACCACAGACUCUUAUGGAUUUAGGUCUGGACUUUGAUUGAACCAUUCUAGCACAUGAUUAUAUGCUUUGAUCUACAUCAUUCCACCCCCAAUGUUUAAAGUCCUUGUCCUUACUUUUCCAUUUUGAGAUGAUCAACAAAACAAUAUUCUGUGAGGUGUACUUUAUAUUUAAGAUUUUUUGAAGUUUAAAAGAUCUGUUUUGUUCCAUGUCGCCUAACUUUGUGUUUGGUCUAUCACAAAAAUCCUAAUGAAAUGCAUUAAAGUUUGUUGCUGUAGUGUGACAAAGAGUUGGAGGGGCAUGGAUUCUCGGUAUCUGUGGUGCAGGAAUGCAUAGUGUUUUAUUUCACUGAGUGAACAGAGGACAUGUUUAGAACAAACAGGGCAUAAAUUAUUGGAUUUGUCCAUGGAUGCAGAAAAUGCUAGGUUAAACUUCGAGGGGACUGUCUUGUGUAAAAUGCGUCUAAAUUAUGUAGGUAAAGCAAAACAAAAAUUGUUUACCUUUUGUGAUGUGCUCAAUUAGUGUAGAACUUGUAGAACCUGUAUUUGUAGUACCUCUUCAUCACCUUUUUUGUAAUACACUUUAAUUUACAAAUGGUAAUUCAUUUAUACUUUUGCAUACUAAAGAAAACCACAGCAUCCUAGAAUAUCUCAUUCAGGGAAAUCUGAGUUGCAAUUUAUAAGAUUUUCUUUCUUUCUUUUGUACAGCUGCCCUGUAAAAACAAUUUUAAAAGAUUUCCCCCAAAAUUAUUUCACAAAACGGCAGAGCACAGCACAAGCCAACUAUACCCAUAUAAAAAGAGUAAAGGUAAACAGAAAAUUUUACCUUUUCACUAUUUCAAAUGGUGUCUUAUGUCUGCUUCUCAUAGUAAAUUACCCUCAGAGUCAUGGUCUUUAGCCUGGUUUAAGAUAAUAUACUGUGAGCUACAGAUCUCUAUCCGCAAAAUCGAAACAGUUUAGACUUUACCUACUGUAAAUAGAUAGAUCUAGAGAGUCAGUGUCAACAGUUUUACUACCAAGGGGAGCAUGCAUUUGGAUUAGUAGUUAUUAUAGUCGUAUUUAUUGAUAAACCGACAUUUGGGAAUUGAAGUAGUCGGGUUUAAUGGGGUUUUAAUGUGGAGAUCUGGUGCUGGUCAUUAAAAAACUCUCUUGAAUACUUACUCUGCAAAGAAAAUGUAAAAAGAUAUUUACCAGCACACUUGAUUUGAAUGUUUCCACCUCAGCAGGUGACCUUCAUUUAAACGUUAUUGGACCAGGCUUUCAGUAACAAUUCUCCAGUAAAGAUGUGUGCAAAAGCCUUUAAAAUAAAUAAUAAAUUCUUUUUCUUCCUCAAUGGUUUUCUGACAGAAACCUUUGGACAUUUAUUUGGAAGGUAAAGCUAUUCUUCAGCCUAACUUUAAUGCGUUUUCUCUCAUCUUUCCCAUGCUGAAGAGUUGCUAGCAGAAAUUGGCCCUUGUGUCAUGGAUUACCUAUUAAAAGUUUUUCACCACGGCUGAAUUCAAUGAUUAUUGAUUAUUGGUUCUGGAUUUUGAGAAGUAUUUUAGAAAUGAGGUUAAAUUAAUCCUCCUACCCCCUUAUUUAAUUUAAAUGACAAAUUGCUGCAGCAAUAAAAGAAAUAUUUAUUAUAAUGCUCUUUACACAUCUUUACUGGGGGUAAAAAAAAGUUACGGGAGAUGUUGGUCUGUAACUUCUUUACCAGCACUUUUUGAUGGUCUUGAAAAUAACUUUUUUCAUUACACUUCAACUUUUUGUAUGAUGUGGACACAGGGUUGAAUACUCCUAGCAGAAGAAUGUCAAAUGCAGAGCUGGAGAAAUGUAUUGAAAUGGUCACAAUUAUUUUAUGUCUUUUUUCUACGCUGAUGAUUUUAAGAAUGUCUGCUCAAUUGUAAAAAGGAAAAAAAAUAAAACAACAAAAAAAAUAAACUAAACAAAAAUACCCACACAAAAAGAAUGAGGGAAAAGAGUACCAGUCAGAAACUGUGUUUUCGGAUUGUUUUGGAUCAUUUUUCCUCACUUACAUCACUAAAGGAUUCCUCCUAAAGGUUCACCUCAGGCGCAAAAACUACAGUCUUCAAAGAUGCAACAAAUCUAUUGUUUACAAAUGGCAGCAUACAGUUCUGAAUUUCAAAAUAAGUCUUUUGCAUGGACUACAGUUUCUAAACCCUAAACUGGUAUUGUAAAGACCCUGCAAUGUGUCCCGUGGACAUUUGUGUCUCACUUUGCUCUGAAUGUCAAAAUUGUAAUGAUUGCAUUUUGUAAAACUCUUUCAUGCCGUUUUGUUUACUAAAGAAGGACCUCUUUUGUGAUCAUUUUGUAGCAGCUAUUGAAUAUGUAGCAUUUGGUCAAAUCUACUCACAGAACAGCCUGGAUAAUUUAAUAUAUUUGGCAAUGUUUUUAACACUCAUGUUGGUUUCUAAAUGCUACUGUGGCAAAUGUGGCUUGUCAACCUUCAAUUCAAUUACUAACAUUUAUAGAGGUGAUCUUUAAAACUUUAGCUCCUAUGGAUUUUGAUCCUGAGACGAGCUUUUUGGUGCUGAUUGUAUGUUUGAAUGUAAAUACAUUUACAACAUGAGUUGUGUGUCUUAGUGCACCGACAGAAAUAGAAGCAUGUUUUCUCAGCCUUUGCUGUCCUUGUUCUCCGUUUCUCUUCUUUGACCUCUUUGCAUUGUCCAUGGCUAGGUUGUAACUGUAGCGUGGGGAGACGUACAAGAGGAGGAAUAAAAUCAUUCAUCAAUGUAAUGUGAACACAGUAUGUUGAUGCCUUUGUUUGUCAUUUAUGGGGAGAGGACAAUAUUAAAGUGUUU